AUGGCACUAAACCUGUUUAAUGAUGCCAAACCACCUGACAUAUAUAAACAGGACUACCUGGACGAAAUCUGCAAAAAAUUCGGUCAAAGCAGUUCCGCACAAAAAGCACCCCAACUACCUACCUGUACACUGAUUCAGAUUAUGUUGCUAGAGAUGAUGAUGGAAAUGCCCUAUAAAGUUAGUUGGAAAGCUGAUGGUGUCAGGUACAUGAUGCUCGUCGAAAACAAAGACAAUAUAUUUAUGACGAUACCAAGAUACCUCAUUCACGAUAUUAUUCGAAUAGAUGAAAACAAUGUGGGCCGUUGGAACUUUGACAAGAGACUGAUGUGCAUAAUGAAGGAUAUCAUUGAACCAAGAAAUGAAUGCAAAGUUAAUAAAUCCGCGGAACCAUUUAGCAUCAGAGCUAAACCAUUUUAG
Messenger RNA from Helobdella robusta, 417 nucleotides. RefSeq lists its product as hypothetical. The record is from RefSeq and is a predicted model, not a curated record. The coding region runs from base 1 to 417 and encodes 138 amino acids. The transcript is spliced from 3 exons. Gene Ontology annotation, biological process: 7-methylguanosine mRNA capping. Gene Ontology annotation, molecular function: ATP binding; mRNA guanylyltransferase activity. Lineage: Eukaryota; Metazoa; Annelida; Clitellata; Rhynchobdellida; Glossiphoniidae.